Messenger RNA from Chrysemys picta bellii (western painted turtle), 4377 nucleotides. RefSeq names its product IgGFc-binding protein-like. The record is from RefSeq and is a predicted model, not a curated record. Lineage: Eukaryota; Metazoa; Chordata; Testudines; Emydidae.
AUGCAGUGCCAGGAUCAUGCCUGUGGGGCUCUGGAGACAUGCAGCGUUGUGGAUGGCGUCCGAGGCUGUUACCCUGUGACGUUCGGCACUUGCUGGGUGUUCGGCUACUCCCACCACACCACGUUUGAUGGAGUCACGUUUGAUUAUCAAGGAGCCUGCAAGUACACCCUGAGCAAGUACUGUGGCCCCCCUGGGAACCUCCCAGACUUCGCUGUCAACGUGAAGAAUGAGCACAAAGGAUCCAUCGCGGUGUCCUGGACGCGCCUGGUGGAGCUAGAUGUCUAUGGAGAGCAUAUCACUAUAGUGGCGGGACAGUAUGGUCAAGUGCAGGUGAACGGAUCCCUGGUCAAUCUGCCCAUGGUCCUUGCAUCAGGCAAACUCUACGCCUAUUUCAGCGGCUCGUCUGCUGUGCUCCAGACGGAUUUUGGCCUCUCUGUGUCCUACGACUGGUCCCACUCUGUGUCGGUUUCUGUUUCUGAGAUCUAUUUUGGGUCACUGUGUGGACUCGGUGGGGAUUUCAAUGGGAACCAGAGCGAUGAUUUCCGGACCCCAAACGGUUCUGUGGUUCCUGAUGCUGUCCCCUUUGGCAACAGCUGGAAGGAUGCUGACUCCCCUUUUCACUGCACGGCUGUUGGGCUCCCAGCCCAAUGUAAUGAAGUGGAACUAGCCCAGUACAGAUCUCAGCGCUACUGCGGGGUCAUUGCAGACACUGCUGGGCCUUUUAAAGCGUGUAACCAGGCGGCUGCUGCUCAGAUCCACUUGGAGAACUGCGUGAGGGAUGUGUGUGUGACUCGGGGCAGCCGCGAGACCCUGUGUCAAGUGCUUCGCAGUUAUGCCCAGCGGUGCCAAAGUCGUGGCAUUGCCAUUGAGCCAUGGAGACAGCGGGCUGCGUGCGAGUUAACCUGCCCCGCCAACAGCCACUAUGAGCUCUGUGGACCUUCCUGCCCGGCCUCUUGUGCCCACCCAGCUGUGCCCUCCCGCUGCUGGACUGCGUGUGAAGAAGGGUGCCAGUGUGACCCUGGCUUUGUGCUGAGUGGCACCGACUGUGUGCCUCGGGAGCAAUGCGGCUGUACCCACAAUGGCAGAUACCACCUGGCAGGGGAAAGCUUCUGGGAAGGAGAAAAUUGCCAGAGACUGUGCAGAUGUGACGGCUCCUCCCACGCUGUCCAGUGCUCCCGCUCUGCCUGUGCCCCGGGGGAAUUCUGUGGCACUCGAAAGGGGGUUUAUGGAUGCCACGAACGAACCAACGGCAUCUGCUGGGCUUCUGGGCUGCCCCAUUACACUACGUUUGAUGGGAAGCGAUACAAUUCCCAGGGCACCUGCAGAUAUGUCUUUGCUGAACUGUGUGGGGCAUCCCAGUCCUUACCCUUCUUCAGAGUGGAAGUGAAGAACGGAAACCUGCCCCGUGUUCCUGUGGCUGUGACCUCGGAGGUGUUUGUCCUUGUGAACAGGACUGAGAUCCAUCUGCAGAGAGGGCAGCACGGGACAGUCAAGAUUGAUGGGGUGACUCUGACUCUCCCGGUGCGUCUCCAGAGAAGAGGAAUCGUCGUUUAUCGGGAUGGGUUUCAUACCAUUGUGCAAGCCGACUCUGGGCUGAGCGUGAGCUACGACCUGGCCCACAGCCUCUUUGUCAACCUCCCCCUUGAGUACCGAGGCCACACCUGUGGGCUGUGCGUGAACCUCAAUGGAGCGGCUGAGGAUGAUUUUGUGAUGCAGAAUGUCUCCGAGGGGAAGGAUGCCUUCCACUUGGCUUUGGCUGGGAAGUCGGAGGAUGUCCCUGGCUGUGACGACGGCUGCCCUGAUUCCUGCCCUUUGUGUGAAGAGGAGGAAAGUCUGGUGCAGUCCAAGUCCCGGUGCUGGGUGAUCCAGGACCCUGAUGGGCCGUUCUCCGCUUGCCACUCCCAGAUUGACCCAGGCCACUAUCUGUCUGAUUGCAUCUUUGACCUGUGUGUGUCAGGAGGGGAGAGCAGUGCCCUCUGCGAGUCCAUUCAGACAUAUGCAGCCGCCUGCCAGCGAGCGAAUGUCUCCAUCUCACCUUGGAGGAAUGAGUCUUUCUGUGACCCUGGGUGCCCAGUGAAUAGCCACUACAAGCGGUGUGAGCGUCCCUGCCAGGACCUGUGUGCCAGCUCCUGGCCUCCGCAUCUGUGCAGCUCCCUGGGCUCUGAAGGGUGUUUCUGUAAUGACGGGUACCUGUGGAGCGGGGAUCAGUGCGUCCUGCCAGAGCACUGCGGUUGUGAGCACGACGGACGCUACCACGGGGUUGGAGAUUUUCUCUGGCUCGCUGAUUGCACCCAAAGGUGCAGCUGUGACUCCUCUGGUACUUUCAGGUGUGUCCCCGCCAGCUGUAACCCCGGCCAGCAGUGUGCUGUGAAGGACGGGAAGUUGGGCUGCCAGAGCCAGCUGAGCACGUGCACGGUGACAGGCGACCCUCACUACUUCACCUUCGAUGGGGCUGUGGCCCAUUUCCAGGGCACGUGCGCCUACGAGAUCUCACACACCUGCAACUCCUCCCUCGACUUCUCCUUCCGGGUGGUGGCCGCAAACAGGAAUUUCUGGAAUCCCCGGGUCUCCUUCAUUUACCGAGUGGAACUUUGGCUCAGAACUGGCCAUUUUAAUUCCCAUGUCGUUCUGGAGCGAGGCAAAGACGUUCUGGUUGAUGGGACAAAGACCCCUUUACCGGCCCAGCUGGGACCCGUGGCCAACAUCACCAGGGUGAAAAACAUGGUGACUCUGAAAGCAGGCGCCAACGUGGAGAUCCAGUUUAAUGGCCGCCAUGCCUUGUUUGUCCGUGUGGGCCCGGAGUAUCGGGAGCAGCUGUGCGGGAUGUGUGGGAACUUCAAUGGGGAUCGCAGGGAUGAUAUAAUCCUGCCCAAUGGGGAGAGAGCUUCGAACGACGCAGAGUUUGGGAAUGCCUGGACCUCUGACAUCAGCCCACCAAGGUGUAAGAAUGACACUGGCUUCACUGAGCCCUGUCCAGAAUUGUACGAGGUUGAGCAAGCGUGUGGGAUCCUAACGAACCGCACCGGCCCAUUUGCUGAGUGUCACUGGCACGAGAGCCCAGCCCCUUACUACGAGGCCUGUGUCUACGACCUCUGCCAGUACGGAUGGGGCAAUCGCAUGCUGUGCGCAGCCGUCGACUCCUAUGAAGAGAUGUGUGCUAUUCACGGCGUGAAGACCGGUCACUGGGGAGAAGUGACUGGAUGUGACACCACCUGCCAAGCCAAUAAUUAUUAUGACUUCUGUGGCCCUGCCUGCCCUGCCUCUUGUGCCAACCUUAGUGCACCCCUGCUCUGCACCGAGCCCUGCGUGGCGGGAUGCUUCUGUAGGGAAGGGUAUGUGCUGGACGCUGGACGCUGUGUGCCUGUGAGCCGGUGCGGCUGCACGUUGAAUGGUCAGUAUCACCAGCUGGGAGAGGAGGUGAUCCUGACAGACACCUGCAGCAGGAAGUGCAGCUGCCGACAGCCUGCCCAGCCCAUGCAGUGCCAGGAUCAUGCCUGUGGGGCUCUGGAGAUAUGUAAAGUUGUGGAUGGCGUCCGAGGCUGUUACCCUGUGAAGUUUGGCACCUUAUGGGUGUUUGGCCACCCCCACUACACCACGUUUGACGGAGUCAUGUUUGAUUAUCAAGGAGCCUGCAAGUACACCCUGAGCAAGUACUGUGGCCCCCCGGGGAGCCUCCCCGACUUCACCCUCAAAGUGGCGAACGAGCCGAAAAGCUCCAUUGCAGUGUCCUGGACGCGCCUGGUGGAGCUCGACGUCUACAGGGAGCGGAUUGCUAUAGCAGGGGGACAGUACGGCCAGGUGCAGGUGAACGGAUCCCUGGUCAAUCUGCCCAUGGUCCUUGCAUCAGGCAAACUCUACGCCUAUUUCAGCGGCUCGUCUGCUGUGCUCCAGACUGACUUUGGCCUCUCUGUGUCCUACGACUGGUCCCACUCUGUGUCGGUUUCUGUUUCUGAGAUCUACUUUGGGUCACUGUGUGGACUCGGUGGGGAUUUCAAUGGGAACCAGAGCGAUGAUUUCCGGACCCCAAACGGUUCUGUGGUUCCUGAUGCCGUCAAAUUUGGCAACAGCUGGAAGGAUGCUGACUCCCCUUUUCACUGCACGGCUGUUGGGCUCCCAGCCCAAUGUAAUGAAGUGGAACUAGCCCAGUACAGAUCUCAGCGCUACUGCGGGGUCAUCACAGAUACUACUGGGCCUUUUAAAGAGUGUAACCAGGCGGUUGCUGCUCAGAUCCACUUGGAGAGCUGCGUGAGGGAUGUGUGUGUGACUCGGGGCAGCCGCAAGACCCUGUGUCAAGUGCUUCGCAGUUAUGCCCAGCGGUGCCAAAGUCGUGGCAUUGCCAUUGAGCCAUGGAGACAGCGGGCUGCAUGCGGUAAGUAG